This is a messenger RNA of Galeopterus variegatus (Sunda flying lemur), 2451 nucleotides long. It is a transcript of the gene PABIR2, whose product is annotated as family with sequence similarity 122B. Bases 1 to 750 code for a protein of 249 amino acids. The record is from RefSeq and is a predicted model, not a curated record. Lineage: Eukaryota; Metazoa; Chordata; Mammalia; Dermoptera; Cynocephalidae. The transcript is spliced from 10 exons. Gene Ontology annotation, molecular function: protein serine/threonine phosphatase inhibitor activity.
AUGGCUCAAGAGAAAAUGGAGCUGGACUUUGAGCCUGACACAUCUGAUGGGGGCACCCUGAGGAGAUCCAGCAGCGCUCCCCUGAUCCAUGGGCUCAGUGACCUUUCACAGGUUUUUCAACCUUACACAUUUAGAACUCGAAGGAAUAGUACAACGAUUAUGAGCCGUCACAGUUUGUUGCUGUCAUCCUCACCUAAUCGUAUUCCUAGCAGCAGACUGCAUCAGAUUAAAAGGGAAGAAGGCCUGGAUAUGAUGAACAGAGAAACUGCCCAUGAAAGGGAAGUGCAAACGGCAAUGCAGAUAAGCCAAUCAUGGGAUGAGAGCUUGAGCCUGAGUGAUAGUGAUUUUGACAAGCCGGAGAAAUUAUAUUCUCCUAAGAGAAUUGACUUCACUCCAGUUUCUCCAGCACCUUCACCCACCAAAGGAUUUGGAAAGCAAUGCUUUUCACCAUCCUUACAAAUGUUCGUGAGUAGCAGUGGGUUGCCGCCGAGUCCCGUUCCUAGUCCAAGACGAUUUUCAAGGAGGAGUCAGAGUCCAGUCAAGUGCAUUAGACCCAGUGCUCUUGGUCCUCUUAAAAGAAAAGGUGAAAUGGAGACUGAAAGCCAGCCCAAGAGGCUCUUCCAAGGCACUACCAAUAUGCUAUCUCCGGAUGCUGCGCAAUUGUCUGAUCUCAGUUCAUGGUGGUGUUAUCAAGGAGAAGAAAUUCCUGCCUUGACCAGAUGUGUGGAGCAUCUACAAAUGAAUGAAUAAUGUUAUUUACACACAAACCACUGUGUACUAAAGCAUCCAUGGAGCUGUCAGUGUCUCAGGUGGUAUUAUGAGGCCUUAGGUGCCUUGGGGUACACUGUCGUGCUGUAAGGGAUGUGUAUUGUAAGGUAGGGUGGAAAAGGGGGCUUUAUAUGUGUGAUUGCCACAUACCGUUUUGGUUGCUGCUUUUUUCUGAUUCCUUUUUGUCAUUGGAUUUGUUUGUUUUGUCGUGUGGUGAUUGGUGUUUUGGUUAUUGUGUUACCACCACAAUUGGAAUCCAGUUUUUGUUCAUGCUUCCUUAUAGCAAGGGCAGUUUAAUAUCUACGAGAAAGCUUUUAGGAGCUGAAAAAGUCAAUGUUAUUGUGCAUUCUGCUCUUAAGAAGCUGUUUUAGCUAUGAACAGUAUACAUGCUAGUAAGUGUGAGGUGACAUAAGUUAUUUAAUUUUUAAAAGAGGGAACUCCUGACUGAGCUAUUUAACAAAUCUGAGUGUAAACUAUUGUUAUGUUAUUUAUUAUUUAUAACUGUAAAAUGUCGUGAUAGGUUUCUUUUGAUGUUCAGACAUCAUGGUUGGAUUGUAUUUAAUAUGCAAAUUUUCCUGCUAGGAUAUGAUAUUCCAUUUUUAAACGAAUGUAAGGAAUGAAAACUACUGCAGCAUUUGUGUCUUUUGAAGGCAAAAAUCCUUGGAUUUUAAAGGAAGAUGAUGUGCUUUUGGAGGCACUCACAGACUCGUGAUAAUGUGUGGCUUGAAGGGAAACCUAUUCUCUUUCAAUUACAAGCGAGCAUCACUUAGCUUGCAGUAGUUCUGUUACAGCAUCACAGCUAUUCUUUAUUUUUAAUUAUAAUCACCACAACAGCCAUUAAUGGCUUUAUUUCUCAUAUUGUGUUCACCUGUGCAAAGCUCAUAGUCCUUCAAACCUAACAUAAAUGUAUUUAUUAUGAAGAUUGUCCCCUAGUAUGCUGUUUUAAAGAAAAAUUUCUUCAGUAGUAUUCAGUGUAUCUAUUCUGUUUAUAGAAGAACCAUGUUAUGAUGUUUCUGCUUCUGUGAUGAUAAUAGAUGAUUUUGUCUUACAGGAGAUUUAUCCACCUUCACUCUACUGUCUUCUUUGCCUUAAAGGGACAAUUUUUGCCAUCAUUUUUGGGCUCUAACUUAGGACUGUUAGGAAAUAACCUUUGAAAUGUGACGAUAUUUAAAUUUAUUUUUGAAAUUCAGUGGUGGGGUAGAACUAGGAUCAGAAAUUGAAAUUGUUACAGUGGCAUGAGAACUAGGAGGCAAGGUGAUUCACUUUACUGUUUAAACCAAGAUGUGUUUUUAGUUUUUAUUGUUUAAAUGGACUAGAAAGUUAAGUUUGUGCAGGGAUUAUUUUGAAAUAAAUAAAAGAGAUGCUAACCUGCAGAGGAGCUUUGUUGACAAUACCCCUUUAUUUUUAUAUAAAGUCUAAUAUUUAAAAAGUGAUUAUUGUUAUAAAGUAAAAUUCUCUCUUCCUAUACUAAUAUUAUAUCAUAUAUUUCAGGCUUCUAUUUAAAAACAGGUACAAGAGAUGAUAUAAGAAAAUCCUAUAGAUACAGUUUUUGCUUGACUGACAUAUAAUCACUGUGUUUCAUGAUAACUGCUUUUGGAAUAAUAGGAUGUUUUGUGAAAUGCUGGCCUUGUAUAUAUCUUAGAAUUCAAAUUUAAUAAAGUGUGUAUACCUGCAUAAAAUUUA